Molecule: messenger RNA, 2674 nt
Organism: Seminavis robusta
Lineage: Eukaryota; Bacillariophyta; Bacillariophyceae; Naviculales; Naviculaceae
Source: the annotation of a GenBank genome assembly
AAUUACAUACCAGGUACUGGUAGCUUCGACCUCUUCUUGGUUGGGGACCACGCAGUACCGCGGGAAGGACAAGAGAUCUUUGGUCUCGACCUUUCGGUCCUUCCUCCCUCACAAAAACUGUGUGUCUGAGCCAUAGCAGAGCUUCGAGCCAAUCCUAGCUUCGAGCCAAUCCUAACUUUGAACUAUGACGCCUCUCCCCGAUCAACAUCCCACGGACCAUGACGACGAAGCUGGCGAUGAUGAUUCUUUCGCUAUGAGCACCACAUUCGAGAACGAGGGAAUGGCUGUGGGUGCCGAUGCCUCGGCAGAAGAACGGCGCAAUCUUGCUCGAACGGAGACUCGUCGAGUCUUUGUCCUCAAGACGGUCAUCUUUGUGGUGUUGAUUCUAGCUACCAUUGCCACCUCGGUGGCUGUGUUUUCAUAUGCUCGAUCCGAAGAAGACGCGGACUUUGAGCAUGAGUUUGAAUCCCAUGCCACCAAGGUCUUUCAAUCCUUCCAUGGUGCCGUCUAUCGCAAGUUGGGCGUUCUCGAUACCUUCUCCACAAGCAUCACUCUGUUUGCGCUCGAGAAUAACUUGACAUUUCCCUUUGUAACCUUGCCAUUCUAUGAGCUACGGGGGCAAGCGACACGUGCCUUGGCGGAAGGCAUUCGGUUGGAUUACAUGCCAUUGGUCACGGACGCUCUGAGGCCAGUAUGGGAAGAGUACGCCCAACAGAACCAGGGAUGGCUCGACAAAGCUGUCAAACAAGAUGCAGAACUCCGACGAAGACAGGAUGAACGCUUUGGGAUCGAGACGGUGGAGUUGGAACCCGAAGGAAACACAGCUGCUAAGAAUGCCUCCGCUGUCUUUGCCACCGGAUCCAACAACUACAACGACCGAAUCUACUCAAAGUUUGGGAAACUGGAUGGCGGAGUGGAAGAAGAAGGCACAGGGCCAUUCCUUCCCAUUUGGCAAGUCUCACCGGCAACACCUACCAAGGGAAUUCUUAACUUCAACCUCCUAAAUUCCGCAUCCGGUGGAGCUCUCCGCGCUACCUUGGAGACACACAAGGCAGUCUUGGGGGAACCUCUGGCUUUGAAGGACCCCAAUUACACGUCGCAAGGUUCCUGGAACGCCAACUUUCUAAAGACUCUUCAACGGGGACAGUACCGCCACAUGCUGGACGACCUGAAGGGGGAUCCCAGCAGUAACUUUGUCUAUCCAAUCUUUGACACGUUCAGUGCUGAUCGCACUUUGGCCGGUGCCAUUCGUACAAGCAUCUUUUGGCGAAAGUACUUCAUCGAUAUCCUUCCCGAAUCUUCCCGUGGAGGACUCAUUGCCGUAUUGUCCAACACGCAUAACCAAACAUUCAGCUAUCGAAUCGAAGGUGCUUCCGCGACCUUCUUGGGUCCUGGUGAUCAUCAUGACCCGCGUUUUGAAGACACGGGGUUAACUCAGGAUGUUGACAAGGAUCUGAAGCAAACCUUUGCCCUGGAGAAGACAUCCUUUACACAAGCUGAUCUGAACACGGACUACUGUGGGUAUACGCUGGCCCUCUACCCAUCACAAGCAUUUCAAGACCAGUUCCAUUCCAAUGGGCCUAUCAUCUUUUCAUUGGUUGUUGUAGCAGUCUUCCUUGUUACAGCUGCCAUCUUCAUUACAUAUGACUGUCUUGUUGAAAAAAGGCAGUCUGUGGUGAUGAAUAGAGCUGUGGCUUCAGGAGCCAUCGUGGCCUCACUCUUCCCCGAACAUGUCAAGGAUCAACUGAUCGAAGAGAAGCAAACCAAGCAAAGCCUCCCCGUCUCUCCUGUUUCCAAGGUCGUCAGUAAAGCUGCGUUUGUUACCAAGAACUUGACCAAUAGCACCUGGAGUGCAAGCAAUGACGAGCCUCGGCGUUCUUCGUACAGCGGUCCCGCAGAUCCAUCGAUGCAUUCGUCAUUGCAAGGAACCCCUCUGAUUGCUGAUCUUUACGAGGAAGCCAGCAUCCUAUUUUGUGACUUGGUAGGGUUCACGGCAUGGAGCUCCAGUCGCAAGCCUAAAGAGGUCUUUCAGUUGUUGGAAGCAAUCUUUGGAGCAUUUGACAAGGAAGCAGAAAAGAAACGCAUCUACAAGAUUGAAACGAUUGGAGAUUGCUAUGUCGCAGCUACAGGUGUUCCAAAGCCCCAAGUCGAACAUGCUGUGAUUCUCUGUAGGUUUGCCCAAGAGUGCCAAGACAUUCUGAAGAGGGUCACGAUGCAACUCGUUGGAACUCUCGGUGAAGACACCGCUAAUCUUCAGGCACGCAUUGGCAUUCAUUCUGGCCCAGUCACAGGUGGUGUCUUGCGGGCGAAUCGAGGUCAACGUUUCCAGCUGUUUGGGGAUACAAUGAAUGUUACGAGCCGUUGCGAAACCAACGGAUCCCCAGGUAGAAUCCAGGUCACACAGGCUACGGCAGAUCUUCUCACUGCCCGGGGCAAAUCAUCUUGGUUGACCAAGAGGGAGGAUCUGGUUCAAGCCAAGGGCAAGGGGGCAAUGCAGUGUUAUUGGGUAUCUCCCUCUGGUCCAGGUACCGUGACAACGCUCAGCACAUACGAUACCAGUACACAUGAGGGCAGCGCCGCCUUUGGUUGUGAUCGUUCGGUUGCGUCAAAGCGAGAUAGCAUUUCCUUGUAAUUAGUAUAUGAAUACAUCUUUUCCAUCAUCCCCAAACCAACU